CCGCUUAAGCUCUCCUCGACUGGAGUUCACCAAAUCGUCUACCUCUGAAAUUUUUCUCGCGAACCAGACGAGGUGACCGACGCAACUCAAACUUCUGUUCUGUUCCGUCCCGUCGAUUCUCGAGUUGUCGAGUUUUACUCCUUGAGAAACUCUUCCAGGGUUUUCGGAUUCUAGAUAAUCUCUUGUCUCGUAAUUUCGAUUCUCAACCCUAAGGAAUCCUCCCAGGUUUGCCAGAAUGGUGAAAACGUAUUCAAAGCAAGGUGUGAGAGUUCAGAAUCCGGAUCAGAAUCAGAAAACGCUUGUGCUAAUUGGUCGAAGUGGUAACGGGAAGAGUGCACUUGGUAAUUGCAUUCUUGGGAGGAAUGCUUUCCCUUCCGAGGCUAGUCCUUGUGGUGUUACCCUUAAUUGUGCGUUGGAGGAAGGUCUGUUGCCAGAUGGUGGGAUGCUCAGAAUUAUCGAUACUCCUGGACAUUUUGGUCACUCGCUCAAGUCUGAUGUAGUCGAUAGCGAAAUUCGCAAAUGCUUUGAAAUGGCGAAAGAUGAGAUCCAUGCCCUGAUUCUUGUACUCUCUGUGAAUAAUCGCUUCACAAAAGCGGAAACUGAAGGAAUUCUAGCUCUAACGUCCAUAUUUGGGUGGAAUAUGUAUAAUUCCCUGGUUGUGGUCUUCACCGGUGGGGAUGAUCUUGAAAGAGACGGUCAAACUCUGGACGACUUUCUAGGGCCUGGUCCCCCUGAAUCUUUGCAGAUCCUUCUCAACUCUUGUGAUAAUCGAUUCAUGGUGUUUGACUGCAAUACCUUAGAUGAGAAUAAGAGAAGUGUUCAGCUCUCGAAGCUUCUGAAACUUGUAGAAAUUGUCACUAAACGGAAUGGUGGAAAACCAUUCGGCCGACAAGCAUUCUCUCCGGUGCGUAACCUGUUUCUUAAGAGGGAUGAUGAUCCAUCUGCGGUUGUUUAUGGGAAUUCUUGGGAGAAGGCGAACAAUCUGAAAGAAGAUACAAAUAAAUUGAAUGAAGAACUGCUAAAACACAUGACUGAAAAGGUAAAGGACUUUGUGGAUGAGCUGGAGACGCAGCUAGAGCGCCUGAAGGAAGAUUUGCAGAAGCUAGAGGAUUAUUUUAAUUCUGCUCGCUCCCAGUUAAACAAGGAACUUGAUAAGCUUGGACAGGAUAUUGGGAGUGCUCAAAGGGAAAUCAAGGAGCUCAGCGUGAGGAUGCAGAGACGUGGAUGUUCAAUCCUCUGAUGGGACAAUGGGACCUGGUGGAGAAGCAAUGAUCUGGAUUUCAGUUGUGGUGCAUUAUGACUUCAGAAAUAUAGGGGCUUUAUAUGCUUUUGGUGUGUUGCGUCAAUACAUGGUUUCUAUAUGGUUUAGUGAGGUUGUGGUCUAUCUUGUUUGCCUAACCGCCCCAAUGGAUCAUUGGAUACUUGAGAAAACAAAACGAAGUAGAUGAACAGAGUUGUAAACAUUACACCAAUGUUUUAGAAACCGUGUCUACGGUCGGACUGUGUAUACCAAGUACAGGAUCCCAAUUUUGUAGAUGGUUUUAGUGUGUAAAACAGCUGAAUCAUGGAUAUUGGUCCACAUUUUAGCGUGUAAGGUUUUUAUAAUUCUUGAGCACAUCAGCAAUAUGAUGUUUUCAUAUGAUACUAGGGGGUUAGCCGCGCUAUGCAGCGGCGCUUGAAUGUGUUCUGGUUAGUUG
This is a messenger RNA of Linum tenue, 1697 nucleotides long. The record is from the annotation of a GenBank genome assembly. Lineage: Eukaryota; Viridiplantae; Streptophyta; Magnoliopsida; Malpighiales; Linaceae.